Molecule: messenger RNA, 4176 nt
Organism: Aspergillus terreus NIH2624
Lineage: Eukaryota; Fungi; Ascomycota; Eurotiomycetes; Eurotiales; Aspergillaceae
Gene: bck1
Product: putative MAP kinase kinase kinase (Bck1)
Exons: 2
Coding region: 1-4176 (1391 amino acids)
Biological process (GO): protein phosphorylation
Molecular function (GO): protein kinase activity; ATP binding
Source: RefSeq, a predicted model, not a curated record
AUGGCUUCAUCCAGCGAUGCCCCUCACGACCAAUACUCGCCGAACCUUGCAGCUGCGGUUGUCCACAAUCCGCAACAAGGAACCCCCAGUCAUGGCACUGAUCUGAAUAAGUCGCCCAGUCAUCGCCAGAACAACAACAACACCACACUACCUGGCGGGAUGUCCCCAAGCGAGGCCGGAGCUCAGUGGCCCCUCGAAAAAGUCCUCUUAUGGCUUGCCGUGAAUGGAUUUUCAAAAGAUUGGCAGGAAACGUUCCGGGUUCUCGAGCUACAAGGAACGGAUUUUCUCGAGCUGGGUCACGGCUUUAACGGCCGACCCAACCCAGGAAGGUUGUAUAACGUUGUCUAUCCCCAACUUGCCAAGGAAUGUGAAGCCAGCGGAACAGGGUGGGACCAAGCGCGUGAGCGAGAGGAGGGAAAGCGCAUGCGCAGAUUGAUCCGUCAGAUCCAAGAGUCUGGAAACUAUGAUCAAGGCAUCCCGGUCAACAAGCGACGAGAUUCGCAGAACUUACCGGCUUCUGCUGCUGAAGGCACGCUCGAGGCCUCCCCAAAGCUAGCGCAUGAGCACACACCCCUUGAUCAUAGCUCCGGAGCUAUAGCCAAUAGCCCCCUCAGAGCACCCCAAUCCGCCCAAAGUAAUAGACGUUCCUUCACCACCCCUCUUCCUGGUACAUACGACCAUCCCGCAACUGAUCUCACUUCUGGCGAAACAACGAUGUGGCCUCGUGCCGACGUCACGCGCGCUGCUAUGCUGGGUAUCAACGAAUAUCGGGGACUUAGUCCUGCCGGCGACGGACCUGGCUUUCCUCCAACGAGCCGACCAUAUGAAAACAGCCCCAAAAGUGGCAGCCCUGCGGCCCAGUACGCUACUAUAUCUCGUCAAACACCGUCAUCUUCCACCGGAGACUUGAACUUCAAACACUCGCGAGACAACAGCUCCGACUCUGCCACGGGUCGCCGGUAUUAUGAAUCAUUCAGACAGGAUAAUGUCCGCCCAUCGCCGCAAGAAACGCACGCACGUCACCCAAGCGGUGAAAUCCCGGCCUCUUACCAUUCGAAAGAUCAUAGCAACCGAAUUCUACAUUUCUUCAAGAAGAGAUCGAAAGACUCGAGUCAGCCGUCGCCAGAAGAACAAUUCCUAGAGUCGCCUACGAGUCCAGUCAAUACACGGCAAAAUAGUUCCACUCAUCUCUAUGCACGGCCAAAUUUCAGCAAUAGUGAUAUGUCUCUGGCCGAGCGUCCAUCAUCUUCGUCCGUCUCAGACCACGAGCGAUUGGCUCCUCGCCCCAAGCCUAUGCACAAGGGAAAGAAAUGGGCUUUUGUUACCUUGGAUGGAUGGACGUACCGUCUGGUGGAUAUUACGGACAUGGAUUCAGUCGAGACCUUACGUGCGGCAAUCUGCCAGAGUCUAGGUAUCUCCGACUGGCCGGGUGCGCAGAUCUUCCAGACGGAACCCGGUCAAGCAGAGCAUGAAGAGCCGCUGAAUGACACUAAUUUGGCGCUCUGUCGGCGAAUGAAGGCGGACGCGUCUGGGUCGCUGAAAUUGCUGGUGCGCGGAUCGUCCAUGCACCCCAGCACAAGCCGUUCACCCUCAAACUUCACGGGUCUUGCCAUCUCCAUGCCCGACAAGCUCUCAGCUUCGUCGCCGACCGCAACUCAUCAUAGCGUACCAAGAAAGGAAUUGGACGAGGAAGCCCUGAAUAGGCUUGCACACCCACCAGGAAAACCUACUUCCCCCCAGUCAGCCUCCCGUCCACGGCCCGGAGCCCCUGUAAUUAAACAGGGUCGGGAUGUAUCGCAAGGCGCCCCGCGCCUAUCUCCAGUGGAUGCGGUGCAUGAUUCCGCAGAUCCAGAUUCGGCCAACUUCAAGGCUCGUGUGGAAGAACAUAAGCGUGAAGUCGAGCGGAAACAGCAGGUCUACCGCAAAUCGAAGGUUCCUCCAGUGUAUAGUGAGACCGGCUUCAGGCGAGAAGGCGUCAUCGAUUUUGAUUCUCCUCGGAUAUCCCCCUACGAAGACAAACGGCCGUCGGAUAAUCUCGUGCCCCAGCGCAGGCCUCCAACCGCUCCCGGUGAGUCAAUGACACUCACCAAGGUCAAUUCUCUCAGAAGAAAGGACGGAGCACCGCGUGGCCAACCAGGCCUAGGAGCCAUGCUGGCUAGCGUCGGUAAUAUGACAAGCGCAAUCGGGAAGCCCUCAUCAUCAGCGGACGGCAAAGCUGGAGCUGCUGGAGCAAGCCCAAGCCGGAACACACCAGAGGAACCAAAGAGUGCUUCGCAAUUCUCGUCUGUGCAAAGCAGUCAACCAACGCCCACGUCUCAUACGAAUCCGUCUUCUGCGAAGAGCAGUGCCACCACUCCUGAAGAACCAAGACCAGGCCUCCAGUCCCGCAAAUCCUACGGCCCAGAUUUCGAUUUUCCAGAGCCCAGUGUUCCUUUCGAAGGCUCUCCGAUGCCACAGGAAGAUUCUGAUGAUGAUUCUGAUGAAGGCCUUUUCGCAAAACCGUUGGCCAAUAGACAAACGCCGACCAAGGACAAGGGGUCUGCAGUCGGCACCCAGGACCGUGAAAGGACGCCUAGGAAGCCGUCUCUUACUGUGAAUACGGAGACACGGCUGAAGAAAGGGUUGUCAGUCAGCUUCCGAUCUCCCAGUGCCACUCGCGAAGGCUUUGGCUCUGCUAUGGAGUCAGCCAGCCAAAAGGGAUCUUCUUCCGAGAUGGGGCAUUCCCCUGAGGAUGAGAAGCCGCCACGAAGAGACUCAUUCGCUCGGGAUGUCUGGGCAAGCAGACCUCCAGUCGAGGGCGUCAUUGACCAUCUUGACGACUUCUUCCCUGACAUCGACCUUGAUGCGCCGUAUCUUGACGGACAAGGCGUGUCUCCACCAUCAUCUCCAGCCGCCAGAGCGCCAGCCGACAACGAGUUGAAUCAGAAAGAGCGCCAGGCAGCCCAGGCUCCCGCUGAAGCUGCCGCUAGUACCAUGGACUCGGCUGAACCGACAGUCCGGCCACACGAUGCUGGUUUCGUUGCUCGCCGCAACGUUAACCGGUCUGGUGGUCUCACUCGCAUGAAGUCAAUCAGAGAAGUCGCAAAGGGCGCCAAUCAAGCCCACAGACACCGCAGCUCUCAAUCCACGGGCAACCAAAAGUCAGGAGAGAUCCUCCGAAGGAAGAGCACGAAGAUGUUCGGAGCCAAGAUCAUGCAGAUCAGUCCUAGACCUGGUACCAGGGUCAGCCAACUUGACCCUAUUCCCCAGAAUGCUGCCGCAGCAGGAGGCGUGCCACAACGGCAACCGACUUUCCGUAUCAUUCGCGGUCAACUUAUUGGAAAGGGAACUUAUGGUCGGGUGUACCUGGGCAUGAAUGCCGAUAAUGGUGAGGUUUUGGCCGUCAAACAAGUCGAGAUCAAUCCUCGAAUUGCCGGGCAGGACAAGGAAAGGAUCAAGGAUAUGGUUGCAGCCCUUAACCAGGAGAUUGACACGAUGCAACACCUCGAGCACCCUAAUAUCGUGCAAUAUCUUGGGUGCGAAAGAGGAGAACUCUCCAUUUCUAUCUAUCUGGAGUAUAUCUCUGGUGGCUCUAUCGGUAGUUGCCUUCGCAAACACGGCAAAUUCGAAGAGAGCGUUGUGAAAUCCCUGACGUGGCAGACUUUGAGUGGGCUGGCCUACCUCCACGACCGGGGAAUCUUGCACCGUGAUUUGAAAGCAGACAACAUCCUUUUGGAUCUUGAUGGGACUUGCAAGAUCUCCGAUUUUGGAAUCUCGAAGAAGACCGACAACAUUUAUGGAAACGAUUCGACCAACUCCAUGCAGGGAUCUGUGUUCUGGAUGGCGCCAGAAGUCAUCCACUCGCAGGGACAGGGCUACAGCGCCAAGGUGGAUAUAUGGUCUCUUGGAUGUGUGGUGUUAGAGAUGUUUGCUGGGCGUCGACCUUGGAGCAAAGAAGAAGCGAUUGGCGCCAUCUUCAAGCUGGGCAGUUUGAGUCAGGCGCCUCCGAUCCCAGAUGACGUGUCAUUGAACAUCAGUCCAGCAGCACUUGCCUUUAUGUAUGAUUGCUUCACUGUGGACUCAUCUGACCGGCCAACCGCUCAGACGCUCCUUACUCAACACCCGUUCUGUGAACCGGAUCCCAAAUACAAUUUCUUGGACACGGAGCUUUACGCCAAGAUCAGACAUGUUCUUUGA